This is a messenger RNA of Coregonus clupeaformis (lake whitefish), 3834 nucleotides long. Its product is annotated as neurite extension and migration factor-like. The transcript is spliced from 3 exons. The coding region runs from base 1 to 3834 and encodes 1277 amino acids. Gene Ontology annotation, cellular component: nucleus. Gene Ontology annotation, biological process: negative regulation of cell-cell adhesion mediated by cadherin; negative regulation of neuron migration; negative regulation of cell adhesion mediated by integrin. NCBI's taxonomy places the organism in Eukaryota, Metazoa, Chordata, Actinopteri, Salmoniformes, Salmonidae. The record is from RefSeq and is a predicted model, not a curated record.
AUGGAGUUGGGGGGCGUGUCCUAUCUGACAGAGGAGUGUCUUCUACAGGCCACGUCCACCUGCCUGGGGUGCUUCAUCGAGACCCGGGACCCCGUUCCUAUCCAUGACCCCGCCCCUAUCCAUGACCCCAGCCCCACGACCCCUGACCCCGAGGCGGGGCUGGUAAGCCGCCAGGACUUCGAGGCCACUUCCUGCCCCAUCUCUGACAUCAGCAGCAUCAGUAUCCAGUGUCUGAGCCAGGUCCUCGGGGAACAGCUCCUGUCAGACCAGCUCCUCAGCUUCCCCAUGACCAAAACCUGCCACGCCACCGCCCUCGCUAGCGCCCUCGUUACCGCUAACGACAAGACAGGAGACAACGGAGAGAAGAUGGAGGCAGAGGAUCCCACUACCAAGAACCUGUAUGAGGGCCUCCUAUUGGACAAAGUCAGCGGUGAGGAGGUCCUUCUGGCCAAUGCGGGUCAGGACUGGGGUUACUUCGAGUCGUUUAUCAGUGAGUCCAAGAUAGAGCUGCUGGACCUGUGUUCUAAGACCGACCUGUCAGUCAACCUAUUCGCCGAGGACGACGUUGACAACCUGUUUGACGACGAUGACGAGGACUCGACUCUGAGCAGCGACGUGUGCUCUCUAAAGAUCCGCUACGAGUCCUUCCAGGACAACAUGAGAGAGAAGACCAACGUCCUGCAGGAGGACACACAGUUCAACUUCUUCCCCUCUGUCCUGGUCAACUGUGCCAAGAGGGAGGACGGAGGAGGAGGAGGAGGAGGUAACUCAGCCGAGGAGGACGGGGACUACAGCGACGACUCCUCCUGCACCUCCUCGGACACCCUGCAGGAGGCGCAGCCGGGCCAGAGGAGGGGAGGAGGAGGAGGAAGUGCGCCCCGGGGGCGGAGACUCCUCAGCCCCUCUAACUCUCUGAACUACGGCCUGCGCUCCAAAAGGAAGGUCAGCUACAGUGACGAUGUCAACGAGAAGACCGAGAGAAACGCCACGGAGAAGAGAGAGAAGGUUCCGGCGGGACAGAGGGAGGAGGAUGUGGACUGGUGCCCCAAGAAGAGAUGGAAAUUCUCCCAGAAGGAGCCGCCAGUCAUCAUCAAGUACAUCAUCAUCAACCGCUUCAAAGGACAGAGACACAUGUCUGUGAAUCUGGGCCGGCUGGACCCUGCCGGGGACGCUGCCGUGAGCCUGGACGCCGCCUCGGAGAGCCACUACUCCUCUCUGUCUCCGCUGAAGGACUUCUGGCAGGAGAGGAGGAGGGAGCGGGAGGAGCAGCUGCGACUAGCGUCCAGAGAUAAACAGCAUCUGAACAGGCGCCGUCAAUGCCACCGCCCCAAACGGAAAUACAAGAUAGCAAACAGGCUGUGUGUCCAGAGGACAGGGGAGGGACCAGCAGCAGCGCAGGACUCGGGUUCUACCCCCUCUGUCUCUGGUCAGGCUGUUACUACAGCGGAGGGGGGAGGGGGAACAGCAACAUUAGAACCACAGAACAUCACACACACCGUAACAGCCAAGAGGAGCCGCACCCAGGAGAGAGAGGAGAGGGAUGGGAGGAGGAUGGGAGGAGGGAAAACAGGGAGGAAAUUCAAGAGCCAAGCCAGGCUGAGGAGUAACAAGACAAUGGAGGAGGGAGGAGCAAGAGGAGGAGCGGAGGGGGGGAGCGUGACGAAUGGAGCGGCGGAUGGCAGUACUGCUGCUGCUGCUGGGGUGUUAACCAACCAGGAGCCUGCUGGCAGCGUGAGAGAGGCAGACAUCAGCCCCCCUCUCUCCUCCCUGGAUCCCACCGCUGACAUCAGCCCCCCUGUCUCCUCCCUGGAUCCCACCGCUGACAUCAGCCCCCCUGUCUCCUCCCUGGAUCCCACUGCUGACACCACCUUCACCUCCUCCUCCUGCGCCUCCUCCUCCUGCGACUCUGUCUGCAUCUCCUCCUCCUGUGUCUCCUCCUCCUGCUCCUCUGACCGAGCUGUACCUUCUGGGGAGAGAGAGGAGGGGGUGUCAGUGAUCCCAGGGGGGUACCUACAUACCCUACUAAAUGCCUCAGUCUCCUCCGGGGGGGCAGGUAUCACCUACUACCCCCAGCAGCCCCCCAGGCAGCACUAUCCCCUGGGUCUCUCUCUAGAGGAGAAACAGCCCCCCAGGCAGCACUAUCCCCUGGGUCUCUCUCUAGAGGAGAAACAGCCCCCCAGGCAGCACUAUCCCCUGGGUCUCUCUCUAGAGGAGAAACAGUUUGCCUCCCUGCAGCUAACCCAGAGCUGUGUCCUCUCCCCUCCCUCCGAGUCAGAGCUCCAACAAUCCCCCCAAAACUGCCCCAGCUUCCCCCACUCCAUCUGGCACCACCAUCCCCAUCUCUGCCCCAGCUUCCCCCACUCCAUCUGGCACCACCAUCCCCAUCUCUGCCCCAGCUACCCCGACAGCCAGGGGGGCUUCGGCCCCGACACCCCUCUCCUCCCCAGCGGAUUCCUGCCUGGGUCUGGGUCUGGGUCUGGGUCAGACUACAGCCAGCAGGGAUCAGAGACUGACAGACUGCUGUACGAGAAGAGUUACCUUGUGGAGGGGGACAGGCUGGGGCUGCAGCCAGGGUCGGGGGUGGAGCUACAGGAGCUGCAGGUGUGUCAGUCAGGUGUCUGUCUGAGGCAGGUGCAGUAUCAGAGAGGCUGUCUAAUCAGCUAUGACUCUGUGGGCUCCCUGUCAGCCUGCUCCUCCAACUAUAGCUCUCAGAGCCUCCAUCGUGAGGGAGGAGGGGAGACGGAGGAGAGGAGAGACAGCUACCUGCAGCACUGCAGCCCCAUGGUGUUGCUCCAACAGAGCCUGGAGGACAUGGGUCAGCCCGUCACUCCCCUCAGAGAGUCCUCAGACCUCCUCGACAUCUCCAACUUCACCCCGGACAAGUUCAGACACUUCUCUCUGUCCUCCCUGUCGCCCCCGGAGACCCCCAACCUCUCCCCCCAGGUGACGAGGGGCGAGGCACCGGAGUACCAGGAUCAUGUGACAGGAUGUGACAUCAUGCAGCAGGCGGCGCAGCACGGGGUGGAGGGGCGGCAGUUCUCAUUCAACGGAGAGGAGCAGGGGGGGAAGAACAGCCGCUCUAAGAGGAAAGCAGGUUAUAAACAGGCUGCAGCGGCGGCAGGAGGACAGCAGGGGCCUAAGAAAGGCCGGGCCUCCAGAGCAGCCAAGACAGAGAAGGUGAAGACGCCUAGACAGAGCCGCUCCUCUAAGAAGAUCAAAGCCAUGCUGGAGGAGAAGGCUGCCAAGGGCCAGGCGCAGGCGGGGGUGAGCCACGGUAGCACUGGGGACAGGUCUGGAAGCGGCAUCGGGCCUAGGGGCUGGUUGGAGGGGAACACCAGCCUGGGGGGAGGGGAGGAGCAGCGGGAGUUUGAGGAGCCGUCCAACAUCCUGUCCAACAUCGUGUCCGGCAUGGCGGAGGUCCAGAGGUUCAUGAUGGCGUCCGUGGAGCCUCUGUGGGACCCGCUGGAGGCUGGCUUGCUGCCCGACGCCAACAGCCUCAACAUGAAGACCCUCCAGAUCCUCCAUGGGAGGGGGGGCAAGAAGGGGGCUGGCGCCGCGGGUGUCGGACGGGGCAGGAAGGCCAGGGGCAAGGCAGGAAAGAACCAGGCCAAGUUGAACCCCUGCCACCCCAUCUUCCCCCAGCUCGCUCUGGGCUGCAACAUGUUCGACAAACCCAACUUUAUUAACCCAGGCCCCGCGCACAAAAAGCUGUACCGUCACAAAACCAGUGCCAAGUUCCCAAAAAUUGAGACUGUGAAGGGCAAGCGAGGGGGAGUGGAGAGGGACCCAAACAAGGACUUGGCUCUCAUGGCCUCUUUUGAGAAACGGAGGUAA